Molecule: messenger RNA, 3749 nt
Organism: Haliotis rufescens (red abalone)
Lineage: Eukaryota; Metazoa; Mollusca; Gastropoda; Lepetellida; Haliotidae
Product: pyroglutamyl-peptidase 1-like
Exons: 5
Coding region: 120-713 (197 amino acids)
Biological process (GO): proteolysis
Cellular component (GO): cytosol
Molecular function (GO): pyroglutamyl-peptidase activity
Source: RefSeq, a predicted model, not a curated record
GGGAUGUAAUGCUUGUUACUUCCGGUUUACCUGUAAUGAUUCGGAGGUGACAAAACAAUCGAAUAUUUCGAUUUAGGAGGAAUUACACACAUAAAUAACAGAGUCGAGUUGCCGUCAGGAUGCCCUCCACAAAGAGAACUGUCCUUGUCACAGGGUUUGGGCCGUUUGGCUGCCACAAGGUGAACGCCAGUUGGGUGGCGGUACAGGAGUUGGAGAAGUUGGGACUUGGCGAUGAUGUCGACCUGGUCACCCAGAAGCUGGCAGUGGAGUAUGACACCGUCACCAACACCAUCCCCACCAUGUGGCAGACGCACAAGCCAGCGCUCGUGGUGCACGUAGGGGUCUCCGGCAUCGCGACAGAGUUGACCUUGGAGCAGCAGGCCCACAACGACGGCUACGACAAGCAGGACAACAAUGGCACCUGCCCUACAACUCGAUGCUGUGUGGAUGGUGCUGACAACUGCAUCGUGUCCGAGAUCGACAUGCAGUAUGUAUGUCAGGAGGUCAACAAUGCAGGGAUCAAGGUCAAGGCCGUUGUGUCACAUGAUGCUGGAAGAUAUCUAUGCGACUUCUCUUUUUUCACAUCUCUACACAUUGAUCGUUGCCGAGCUGCCUUUGUCCAUGUGCCUCCCCUCAACACUCCGUACACUGCUCCCGAGUUGGCGGAGGGCCUGCGAUGUGCCCUGCUCUCCAUGCUCAAGCAGGUGUCUUGACUACACGCCAGAUGUAGAAUGCAUCGCUACUUCUAAGAAUCCCAUUCACUUCGAUCAAGCAUAAUUCCGAAGAUAAUGCAAUAAUUGAAAUGCUCACCACAACUCUGUCACCACCAAUCAUCCACCAAUCAAACUGCACAUUUGCACCUGAUGGAAGUAGCUGUCUGUUUGUAGAGGUCGUAUGUGAAAGGUCGUGGGUCAAGAACAAAAGUUCAAUGUCACAUCUUGUUUUGAUGUCUGUUGUGAAUCAGGAAACAGUUUUUGCACAGUUGCCAUGGUAACUAUGAUCCUGAAGUGUUUCCAAACUGAUUUUACUACAAUAUUCAGAUUUGUGUUUCAGUUGAGCUAUGACUGAUAUUUGUCAAUGUAUAUUUUACCAAACCAUCUUAAUAUCGAUGAACAUUGGUGACUGUGACGUAAAGCAACAGUUUGCAUCCUCUCAGUUCACUUGUUUUCUUGGCGAAAGAUAGAAAUCUUGAAAUAAAAUAUAUAACGAGACACAAACUAAAAGAUAUUGAGGAAGCAUAUUUUCACAUCACCUUUGGCUGUUGAAAAUUAAUAGGCUGAUUAUUAUGACAAAAACUAAAUGAAUCUUGCUAUUUACAAUUAUGAAUAUUAUAUGUUUGAUGCAAAAGCAGCUCUGAAUUCCAAUAAGACUGAAAUUAUCAGAUGUCUGAUGUGGGGAAAUGGACAUGCAUUUGUAUUUUUUUGUUUCUUUGUUUCUUAUUUCGAACUUGGUCUUGUGUGAUAUCAAGUACUUCUUCUAUUCUGAUUACACAUUUGCAGUGUUUCCCGAUUGUGAGUUGUGUUUAUUUGGCACUGAGAUUGAUUCAGUUUGUUUCAUCUGUGAGGAGUGUUGUGUCAUGUGACUGUAUGAUAUGUGUGUCACAUGACAAUGUGUAUGACGUAUGUGUGUCACGUGACAAUGAUGUUGAUCCCGUUGUCAUGUGACAGUGUGUAUGACAUGUGUCUCACAUGACAACGAUGUUAAUAGCUUGGUCAUGUGACAGUGUGAAUGAAGUGUCACAUGACAACAAUGUUAAUAUCUGGGUCAUGUGACAAUGUAUAUGACAUAAAUGUCAUAUGACAACAAUGUCAAUAGCUUGGUCAUGUAACAGUGUGAAUGACGUGUCACAUGACAACAAUAUUAAUAUCUGGGUCAUGUGACAGUGUGUAUGACAUGUCACAUGACAACAAUAUUAAUAUCUGGGUCAUGUGACAGUGUGUAUGACAUGUCACAUGACAACGAUGUAGCUGGGUCUUGUAACCAUGGUAACAGACAUCACUUGUAGAUGUAUAUAUGCAUGUACAACCUACCAAAGGAUAUUCAGUUUGCCAAGACAAUUAUGAAAUGAUUUUAUGAAAUGAUAUAAACAGCAAGUUGAUAGUAGAUGCCAUCACUGAUAUUGAGUCACGAAGAUAAGUUCUGUACUAAACAGUGUAAGCAUUCUAAAUGUUUUAAGUAAUUCUUUAUAUUUAAUUACUGUGCAAAGUGGUCCUAGUCUCUGUGAAUAUACAUAUUGUCAUCAUAAUUAUUAUAUACAAGAAAUAGUAAUGGAUCUUUACAAGAAUUACUAGUUUGUUGUUGGCAUGAUUUUUGUAGGAUGCAAGAUCAGAUAGACACUGUACAAAGGGCACUCCCAACAGAGUUGUUUGUUAAAAAGAGAUUCCUCAGAAUAGAAAAUCUGUAUGUGUUAACUUCUACUCCAAGAAUUCUUCUUGAUCCAGAUAUUGAUUUGGUAAAUUAAUUUUUAGUUAUAUUGCAUUUUUGUAAAUAUUAUUUUACUCUUACUGCUUUUUUCUAGGUAGGUGAAAGUAUACCUAAUUUUAAACAAAGUUUAAUCCAGCAAUUCUGUAUGUAUUUUGAGAUGAUGCUACAUCACAAAGGCAAGAAAAUUGUGGGUGUCUAAGUUGCGUCAUUUAUGAAGUUUAAACAAAAGAAUAAGUUGCCUCAUUAAUGAUGCUUCUUCUACCGGUACAUGCAGACGAUGCAGUGUCCUUCUUCCAAUGUUACAGUGCAUGGUCACCUGGUGUAGGCCCUCGGUGGUUCAAGAAGGACAUGUUUUAAGUGUGUGUGCACUUUGAGAGGAAUUUUUGUGGAGUGUUGAUAUUGUGAUAUUUCCUGAAAAGGAUUUCUUUGGAUCAAACUGUUUUAUGAGUUGAUUUCAGAUGAGGAACUUACUGUCAGAGUUAUGUCCCUUUGAACAUUAUUUCCUUUUACAAUUUUUUUUUAAUUUGGAAUUUGAUGUUUGAAACAUUUUGGAUAUGAUUAAUUAAUAACGUUUUUUUAAAUAUCUUUAAGGUAUGUAGAGAGAGCAAUGGUAUCAAAUCUGUUGUUUUGUUGUCUUAAAUUCUAAAUGUGUGGUACCUUGUGGGGUUUUUCUCCUGAUCGUCCAGUGAUUGAUGUAUAUUUCAAAACAGGACCUGUAACACUUUCUGUUCUUGCUAAACUGACAAAUAUUACCAUCUUUCAGUUAUCAUUUCCUUUCAAUAAAAUUGACAGUUAUUAUAUGUCAAAAAAAGAGAAAAACACUUGGUUUGUUUACUAUUUGUGUAAACCUAAUCGGGAAAUAAACAUCUAAAUAUCAUUAUGCUACAUGAUGCCAACAUUAUCUUUCAGGGGACUAUGUAUAUAUGAUUCUCUGUUGUGUACCAGAUACUUUGUGAUGCACAGGGUUUUAUAGGUAAAUCUGUCAAAUGUACAUUUUAUGUCAUACCUGUAAAUGGAUAAGGGUUAUGGUCUGAUCUUCAGGUUUAAUGUAGAACAUGUCACAGAUUUCUUCACACGUGUGAUGACUGUGGUUUCUUGUGUCUUUAACAUGGCAUUCAACAUGUUCGAUAACCUAAGUUAUUUCUUUGUUAUGUUGUACCUAGAAUCAUUUUUACUUUGAAUUGUAUCUGGUUUUUUAUGUCUGAUCCAUACAGUAUUCAACUGGGAUUUUAUACAUAAAUGUUACACAUUGUACAAUGAAUCUGUAACCAUGGUAACAUGGGAUCUAUAUUCCUUUACCAUCAGUGAGUAAAUGUUAAACUGUU